GAAGACAUGCAUUCCGAUCAAUUCUUAAAAAUUAAUAAUUAUGAGGACACAGUAAAAACUUUAGAUUCUUAUUAUGGAAUUGUUAAAAGACAAAUAUUAAGAUAUCAAAGCCCAACAUCGGGACUAUUUCCUAUACUAUCUGGAGAAAAAAUUGAAGGUAGUGUUAGGGACUCCAUUUAUUCUGCUGCAGCAGUUUGGAGUUUGUAUCAGGCUUACAGAAGAAUAGAUGAUGACUUAGGAAAAUCUUAUGAAUUAGGCCAAUGUGCAGUCAAAUGCAUGCGAGGGAUUCUGGAAUGCUGGAUUAAACAAGCAAAUAGAGUUGAACAAUUCAAAAGUAAUCAAUGUGAGACCUAUGCUUUACAUUGUAAAUUUCAUCUGCAAACUGGAGAACCUAUUUAUAAUGAUGAUGAAUACCAUCAUCUUCAAAUUGAUGUGGUUUCUCUAUAUUUAAUAUUUUUGGUUCAGAUGAUUUCUUCGGGUUUGCAGAUAGUAUACACACAGGAUGAGGUUGCAUUUGUUCAAAACUUAGUUUAUUAUGUAGAAAGAGCUUACAGAACUCCAGAUUAUGGGAUGUGGGAACGAGGAACCAAAUAUAACGAUGGAAAACCGGAAAUACAUGCAUCAUCCAUAGGUAUGGCCAAGGCCGCUUUAGAAGCAAUAAACGGUUGCAAUUUAUUUGGCGAAAAAGGUGCUGCCUGGAGCGUUAUUUAUGUGGACAUAGAUGCGCACAAUCGAAAUCGAAGUAUUUUUGAGACAAUUCUACCGAGAGAAUCCAGUUCAAAAACGAUCGAUUCUUCUUUGAUACCAACUUUAAGCUUUCCUGCUUUUGCAUCACACGAGGAAGAACUAGUGGACAAAACUAGGUCUAAUAUACUUUUACGAUUAAAAGGCAAAUAUGGGUUUAAAAGAUUUAGCCGUGAUGGUUAUAAAUGCAUUUUAGAAGAUCCUGAUAGAAGGUAUUACAAUCCCGGAGAAGUUAAAGAAUUUGAUGGUCUCGAAUGUCAAUGGCCAAUAUUCUUUUGCUAUAUGUUGGUGGAUGCUGUUUUCCGAAAUAAUCAAUGUGAAAUUGUAGAAUAUCAGAAUUUAGUAAAGAGUUGUGUGUAUCGAGAUGAUAAUAAUGAUCCAAUUCUCCCUCGUUUCUUUCAACCAAUAAAGUCCAAAAAUCCUGAAUCUGAACAUUGGCAAGUAAGCGAUUCAAAAAAUAUUUUAUUCCUUUGGGGUCAAUCAAUGUAUAUUAUAUCACAAUUGUUAAUCACUGGCUUGCUCCAUAUAAACGAAUUAGACCCCAUUCGAAGAUAUCUGCCAAGUUAUAAUAGACCUAGAAAGAGUGGGCGAUAUAGCGCCUUUCAGGGAACCGCAACCGAUUUAGUGGUACAAAUAGUUUUAAUAGCCGAAUCUAUGAGAUUGCAAGCAAUGAUGGCUACGUAUGGCAUUCAGACUCAAACUCCUCACGAAGUAGAACCUGUUCAAAUUUGGUCAUCAACUCAACUUGUAAAUGUUUAUCAACAAUUGGGUGUUAAUGAUAAAUUAAAAUUAACUGGAAGGCCAAACAGACCUAUUGGUUCUCUAGGAACAAGCAAAAUUUAUAGGGUAUGCGGAAUGUCCGUCUUGUGCUAUCCAUUAAUUUUUGAAGUUUCUGAGUUUUAUUUGUACAGAGAUAUGGCUUUACUUAUCGAUGAUAUAAAAACUGAAUUAAAAUUUGUUGGGCGUUACUGGAGAUUAUCUGGAAGGCCUACGGUGUGUUUAUUGAUUCGAGAAGAACAUAUGCGUGAUCCGCAGUUUAAAGAAAUGUUAGAUUUAUUUGCUAUGCUGAAAAAAGGUUUUUGCGACGGUGUGAAAGUAAGGAUUGGAAGAUUGCAAAACUUAAUAUCUACAUCUUGCACAGAACAUUUAGACUUUUUGAGCGACACCGAUCUUCCUGAAGAUUGCGUAUCUUUUAGCCAGGUUGAUCACGAUUACAUAGGCUAUCAGAGUUUAACAGAUGUUCCAAGAGCAGAAUCUUAUGCAGAAGAUCCUCUUUCAUAUAUGGAUUACACAAAUGUGUCUAACCAGGAUGUAAUUGAAAAAUUGUGUAACACAACUAGUAUAAUGGCAAAGUGUCAACUUUUAGCAAUACUUUUGAAACGAGAAGGUACUGAAUUUGAAGUUAGAGGUUCAAGUGUUCAGAGUUUGCUGACUACUUUAUAUCAUCAGGCUGGUAGUCUUCGAUAUUGGAGGGCAGUUCGAUAUUGUAGCAGUUUAUUGAAAUAUACUGUAGAUUCAAUUAGUCCUUUUAUAACAGCUGUUUUAGUUAAGGGCAAACAGAUUACAGUCGGUGUAAUUGGCCAUAAAGAAACAGUGUUUGAUAAACCAAUGACGCCCAGUGAAAUUGCCAGUGUUAUAUACAAUACAAUCCAACCUUACGAUAUGACCCAGGCGGUGUUACAACAAGAAGUCGUACUAUAUUGUGGGCGAUUAAUUGCUACUAAUCCUCAAGUUUUUAAAGGAAUUUUGAAAAUACGAGUCGGCUGGGUCCUAGAAGCAAUGAAGAUUUAUUUGGAAAUCUCCGACAUUCAAAAAUCAGAAGCAGAAAGAGAUAAAAAAAGUGAAUUGAAGAACAACCCUUUAGAUAAUUAUUCGCCAUAUCAUGUACGACAAUUACUGCAUAAAGUUUUAACAAUUCGAGAUUGGGCCGAUAAAGAAAAAUUGACCACAUUGCAGCAAAGACAGUUGGAAGGUUGCUUAUGUAGAGUGCCACAACAUUUUUAUAGCAAUGUGUGGGAUGUUUUAUCAAGAACCAGUCUUGGUUUAACUGUUAAGGGCUAUGAGAUACCUCAACAGCCGACACUUUCUAAUCAGAGCAGAUCUGAAUUAAAUUUUGCUCUCUUGGUUGAACAAAUGCUUAAUAGCAUACAACGUCCAGAGUACAGGCAAGUUAUUGUAGAGUUGCUGUGCAUUGUUUCAACUAUAUUAUGCAGGAAUCCUGAACUAUGCUUCCAUAAAAUGCUUGAUCUUGAUCAACUUGUGAUGGAGGCCUCACAAAUGUAUUUUAAGGAUAAUGGUGAAGACGGACCAAAUAAUGCAGAUGAUUUUUUUGCAACAUCUUAUGAAGUUACUACUGGUUAUUUAGCUAGGGCAGUGGUCAAUUCAAUUUUACAAGCUGGCGCUUUUAAAAAUCCUGACACAAUUACUAUUACACAAGCUGAUGGAUGCAAGAAAUCAGUUCUAUUUUGGUAAUAAAACUUACUGAUCUAUAGAACAUCUGAUUUACAUUUCAUCAAAUUUUUAUGAUGGUAUAAAAAUUUUGCAGUUUGUUUAGCAGAUAAUGCAGGGAA
Messenger RNA from Ctenocephalides felis (cat flea), 3314 nucleotides. RefSeq names its product probable phosphorylase b kinase regulatory subunit beta. The record is from RefSeq and is a predicted model, not a curated record. Gene Ontology annotation, biological process: glycogen metabolic process. Gene Ontology annotation, molecular function: calmodulin binding. Gene Ontology annotation, cellular component: phosphorylase kinase complex. The coding region runs from base 7 to 3216 and encodes 1069 amino acids. The transcript is spliced from 18 exons. Lineage: Eukaryota; Metazoa; Arthropoda; Insecta; Siphonaptera; Pulicidae.